ACCUUAAUCUUCUUUAUGCACGACAUCCUCGGAGGAUCGAACCCCACGGCUCGAGCCAUGACCGGGAUAGUCAACAGCCCUGCAGCCAAUGGCCAACUGCCAUUUGCCAAACCCAAUGGGGCAGUCCUACCUUUCAACAACGGGGUACCCCAGAACAACAACAACAAUGGUCUUAUAAACAACAACAACAUCCCUUUUCUCACAGGGCUAAGUGGAACAACAUCAAAUGUGGCACAAAACAACGGGAUCAAUGGCGGAAAUUUCCCGAUAAACGGUGGACAGCUCCAGCCAGGCUCCGUGCUCCAAAAUCUCAUGUUUGGCACCAUGAGUGUGUUUGACGAUGAGCUGACUGAAGGGCAUGAGCUUAGCUCUGGUUUGGUUGGGAAGGCACAAGGUUUCUAUGUGGUGAGCUCUGAAGAUGGUACCAGCCAGACUAUGGGCUUCACGGCAAUGUUCGAAAGCGGGAGCUACGCCGAUAGCCUGAGCUUCUUUGGGGUUCAUCGGACGGCUGCAUCGGAGUCUCAUUUGGCCAUCAUGGGUGGCACUGGCAAGUAUGUGAAUGCCAAAGGUUUUGCCAUGGUCAAGACCUUCCCUGCUUCCAAUCGGCAAACUGAUGGUGCAGAGACUCUGCUGCAAUUCACAGUUCAUCUCACUUACUAA
Molecule: messenger RNA, 660 nt
Organism: Prunus dulcis (almond)
Lineage: Eukaryota; Viridiplantae; Streptophyta; Magnoliopsida; Rosales; Rosaceae
Product: dirigent protein 25-like
Exons: 1
Coding region: 16-660 (214 amino acids)
Source: RefSeq, a predicted model, not a curated record